AUGGACGAGCCUAUGGAACAAAUGAAGCCCCUCUUGAGAACAGUGAGUAAACCGCCCAUGACAGUUAACCGCUGGCCAACCGUCAUGUUUAGGGCUCUUUGUCCGCCGUUGCCCCCUUGUUUGCCAAGCAGCCGUGGAAGGACGAGGGAUGCUUGGGAGUCAGCCUCACUGAGAGGCUCCCUCCUCCAUACGGCUGCUAUUGUUAGCCGGCUUUCUACUUUCUGACACGUGGCACGGAUACAAGUUUUUACAGGGCUCAUUUUAAACUAACCGAAGGCAGCUGUCCAAUAUAGACUCUUAAAAUUAUACUUUUCCUGCGCGUUUUUAGGAGUUUAGUCGCUUGACGUUUGUUUUCAGAUAGUACUUGCUAACGUAAAUGAGUAAGCCAGGCGCGAGCCGAGUCAAGCCAGUUCAGUGACGUUAUUAAUGUUAUUAAGUGUAAUUAAAUUAAAAGAUGUCCCGUUAGCCUAAAAGUCCUGACAUAAGAGUUUAAAGUGAACUAAAACUUGAGGUUAACUGUGUCUAAAAGUGUGCAGUUUUGCUCGAAUGGGUCGGAGAAGUGUUCAUGGUGGCUGGAAAUAAAACACUUUAGAGCUCUGCGCCCAAGUAGCCUACUUUUUUUCCGUCACGUUCAACAGGUCCACUCGUCCCUUUCUCUUCAAAACGUCAUGUUGAUAAAAUCUACGGGUGCAUUUAAAGAAAUAAAGAGCUGAUUUGCAUAUCAAAUGCGCUCAAAAUAGACCGGCUUUCUUGUGUGACAUUUCCAAGUCAGGAAGUGCUGCUAAUUUUACUGUGAAAGCUUGUGCAGCUGGAGGGGGAAAUAGACAUGGAACUGCAGGAGAUAUCAUUUUGUACCAAAGCAGGAUACAUCCAUUUUUCUUUAUGUAAUGUGAUGGUUUUAUUGAAUUAUGAAAGACCUACAUCCUGUUUGUAAGUUUCCAGUCACAGAUGAGGUGAUGCAUUGAACACACAAGCCUCCGAUUGAAGCUGGUGUCAGUGCUAAGUUUAGAUUGUAUAUAGACAGGCCAGACAUCAGUGCUGGUUUAUGGUUUGCCACUUCUCUCUUGGUGGGUGCUGAGUUGUGUGUGCAUGCAAGGACAUGUGCAUGCAUUUAAGGGAACAUGACCCCUCUGCUGCCCAAUGAAAAGCUGGAUAGACAACUUCUUCCCUAUGCAUUCACUCUGACACAGGACCAUUUAUGAAGAAGACCAGCAGCUUGUUGCCUAUUAAGGGAGGAAUGAUUUAUUAACCCAUGAAAAUGCAUCUCAAAGAAUAAGCUGUUGUGAACUUUGAGUUGGGCAUUAUCUUGUAUGUGCAUGUUAAAAAGAAACAUGAAUUUAGUCUCAGCAAGACAGUCUUUGUUUCUUUUUGCUUGCUGGUUGACCAGUGCUACAGUCAGGAGUCAUAUGAGAGCCACUUUGAGAAGUGAAAUAUUGCUGUCACCAAUCUGGAAAUAGGUUUUUGAGUCAUGACAACAUCAGGCAUUUUCUAGAUAUCAUUAAGUUGUACUUCUGCUACUUCAAUGCCACUGAUGAGAAUUCCAGGCCAUGUUUGUGCCCUUAAUAGAGGGCUACUACAGUCUAGUUUGAGCCAACAUACAAGAUAAUUUGAUUGAGCGACUUCUUCUACAGCAAUAUAUUGCAUAUCCAAGUCUGAAUCAAUAUUAUAACGAUUGCUGCUAAUGUCCUACUCUGACCAAAGCUGUGGUUUCAAACACAAACUGUGAUGACUGUAGCAGGCACAGAUUGGUACAGUUCCACCCAGAAGCCAUUUUUAUGACCUAGUAACCUAAAUAAUUUGUUUAAAAAAUGAGCCAAACAAAUGAGAUAAUACAUUACUGCAGUAAGGCUUCAAUCCAUGGACUUUUAAAGAGUGUGAAAUAAGUACAGACCACUAGGUUUACCUUAAAGGAUCCCCCUUUCUCUUUGUAUUCGAAAUCUGUCAUAAUAUGGUAUUAUUUUUGUCACUGGCAGCCUGAACAGUGUUUAUCUACUGUGCUAACUUUACACUGCAGCAUUACCUUUGAUUGAUUUUAUUUCAGGUGUUUGCCCGCUUGCCAGGAGAUCAGGGAUUUGUGCUUCCUGCUGUUUCAUUAGUGAGAGAAGGGUUAAGUCUAGCCGAUGUAGGCUCUAUGACCUGCACUAUUAUUGACUCAGCACUUACUCCCUAGGCUAGUUGAGUUUUUUAUGAAGCCCGCUCGCCGUAGGACCUUGCAAUGUAUCAGUAAUUACACUAAAUGAGAGUCAUGCAAGUAAAAUAGCGCACUGUACUUUUCAGCUGUGGUAUUGUAAUGCGAUAUAAGAUAAUGAAUUCUGAGUGUACGCAGCCAUGACCCCAAUGGUGUACACAACAGAGUGCCUUCUGUUCCUUCUGUAAUACUUAAAUGUACUUUUAUAAAGAGGGGAGAUUAAAAUGUUCUCAGGCCGGAGAUUUGACCUGCUUUUGACAGCGUAUUUACCUGUAAUAUGUACCUUUUUGGGCUAUUUUGACUCACAAGACAAUCCUUUAUUUUGUAGUUGUAGUCUUAGUUCGAAUUCAAAAUAUCUAAAUUAAUCUGGAUCAGUGGAAUGAUGCUGGCCUCGAGCUACAGUCUUCAUUAUAUGUGUGUUCGUUACUGUGACUGUGAAGGUAGGCAGAGUAGUAUAACAUUUCUUAAGCUACCCACAUUUUAACAAUAGUCUGGACAUUUCUAGCAGCAAAAUUUGAGCGUAUGCCCUCUUUUCAAGUCUUUAGAUCAAUGCUUUAAGCUCUCUGAGCUCUGCGGACAGACUAAACCACAUCUUGAUGCUUGUAUGUAGACAGAACAGUGCCCUGAAGGUUGUUGUCAUUAUGUAAAGACAGAGUGCAAACCAGAGGACUCCAAAGAUUGUAGUCAUCUAAAUUGGAUUAUGCCUUUGCCACUGUGUGUAGAGAGGACUUAACAGGCCAUCCAAUUAAAGGAAAACUUAUAAAACGCUUCAAUCUCAUUAUGCUGCUUGGUCUGGUCUGAGUCCCAAAUGGUUAUGUAUGAUGUGAGGUUGGUUUUAUGUUGGGUGCCGCUGGUAUAAACUUAGAUGGAUAAUGGCUAUGAGACUUUGUUCCCUAAGCCUCUUGGCUUUUGUUUGAGCACUGAACAGCGUAUGUGCAACCCUGUGCCAGGCCUGCCUCACCGUAUAAGGGGAGGCAAUUACAUUAGAAUUUAAAAAGGAGGGAAAAAAAGAAAAGAAAAGUGAAAUAGGGGUGCAAUUAAAAAGUGCUAUACACAGAAUUGAUCAAGCUAUAACGUCAGCCUUUCAUUCUCUUGACACUCUCUCCUCCACUAGGAGAAAGUGCAGGUGCCCCUGUUUGCAUGACUGUCACUAGGUAUUAACACAUUGUUGCUCAAACAUAAAGUUUGGUUCUAUCAUCUUAGGCUUUGAAAAACUUAAAAAUAGGUCCCGACCGAUUUAUCGGUGAGCCGAUUAAAUUGGCCAAUUUUAGCCCGUUUGAGACUAAUCAGUAAUCGGCCGAAACUCGCCGAUUGUUGCCGAUAUUUUCAGAAACAAAAUGCAGAGAAUAAGAUUCGGUUUCACUUAAAAAAUGUUCCACCAGUAGAAAAGUUCCCCGACUUAUCCUGUAGAUGGCACAGCGACCUCAUGACAGUCUUCAUCCACUAAAUACCUCACAGCACAGCAGAGUGACAAAUCUGAAGAAGGCAGCUCAGGGACGCACGGAGGAGAGUGGUCCGCCUCAACGGUGAAUAAACCAGUUUGUGAAAUACACAAUAAGUCAACAAGCUUCGGUUCAACCCACUUCACGAUGUUCCCCGCUGGUCUCAGUCACGCCAAGUUAACAGUGAAGCACCGUGUAAUAUGCAAGCUAAAGUUAGAGUUAGCCACCUGCUAUUAGCCUUGCUACACUGUUAGCCGUGCCAGGAAUGGUAGAAUAAACAACAGUAAACAUUGCGUGAUCGAGCUACUUCUCUUACUGAGGCAGCUGCAUGUCUCCAGAUGAGACCGGAAAUGAGUAACGUGAGUUAAGACGCAGAGGCACCGAUCAGCAGGGGGGUAGUUUAACACGCUAUUCUCGUCCGAUUUUUAUUCAUGAUAAAUACGGGGACCAUUACUGAGAUUAAUGUUACUGAGAAGUGUUUGAAAAGCUCAAAAGCAGCCAGUUAUUAAAAGUAAAUAUGUAGCUAUAUAACUAAUAUUAAAAAAAUUAUAAAACUUUAAAAAAUGUAAAAAAUGUUCUGAUUAAUCGGUAAUUGGACACCCCCCCCCCCCCCCCCCCAAUAAUCGGUAUCGGCAUCAGCCCCAAAAAAAUCCAUAUCGUUCGGGCCCUACUUAAAAAUAGUCAGUAAAAAAAUAAAUACAGAGCAGUCCUAUGAUAUUUGCUUAUAAAAUGUGCACAUGGUCAUAUUGUACAAUUAUAGGAAAAAUAUUAACUGAUGAAUCUGUAAAACUUAAAAAAGAGAAUGUAGUCGCUGCUUAACCUUAAAAUGAUGGACCUGCUACAUAAAGCGAGCACAUGCAGACUAUAUUUCUGUACAGUCUGGACUCUGCACAAGCUGUCAGUGGCGGUUGUUUCAUCAAAAUUUCCUGAUGCCUCGACUCAGCCUUUAGAUGUCACUCUUUCUAUUUUAAAAUCAUACGCUCCCGUUUCACAGUGUCUUGGUUAUAAAUUUGCCCUUCCCUUCAUCCUAAUGGUUUUGUGGUUCGUCCACUUGGAGCUGACUUGGGCUGUUUUGAACGCCAUGUCAACAGAGUAUAUCUGGACCGAACCAAGAUACCCAAAUGUUCGCUUGUAAUAAUUCUAUUUACUGCUUCGGUUUUAGGAACAUGUCCCCUCUGCCCUGCUCAUGUAACAGCUCUUAUUAUGGACAGGAAACAAAUGACUCACAGUUCUCUGUAAAAUCACAGGUUGGUGAGAGACAUGUCUGACCUUCAUGCAAUGAUCAGGAUUGUGAAUGUCAAAGUCAAAGCACACGGUGUGGGAUUCUCAUGUUAAACACACAGCUAUCUGUGCUUUUCAAUUCAUUGUACCCUCUGAGGAAUGCCAAGCCUACACGUGUGCUUGUUUCUAUUUAUCUGUGUUGGGGGUGGGUCUUCAUUUGUGACCUGAAUACCUCAGCGGGUGAGCUUUUGAAUGUCCUCCAAACGCUUGUGUAUGUCCUCCAUGGAGUAGUGUUUGUGUGUGUGUGUGUGCGUGUGUGUGUGUUUUUAGGCACUUGGCUGGUCGAAUGAAAUAUUCAUGGUGGCAUGGUGGGAUUGGCUGCUGAGCAAAGAGCGGGCUGACAGGGUAAAGCAGAGCAGUGUGCGUUUUGAAGCUCCCUCUCUCUCUCCCUCUCUCUCUCUUCUUUUCUCAGUAUAAAGAGAUGAGCGGAGGAUGAGGGAACAUACAAGUGCGACAGUGUCUCUGUUAGCGCUUUAGCUCACACACACCUUCUACGGCAGAGAUAACCGACAAAAAAACAAAAAGGAACUGGCGAACGUCCCUGCUCAUUUGCUUUGAUGUUUUAGUCUAAAUGGAGGAACUGAGCGAAGGGGAGCAUGUGCUUACGGUACGUCUGGUCCUGUGUGCGUGUGUGUGUGUGUGUGGUUUUCUGUGUAUUGGACUGUCGUGUCUGCACCUCAUCAGGAUCAAGUGGCUCUGUUUGUGUAGUGGUAUUGGUGUGGUGUUGAAUUUGUACUGGUUUGUACCCUUUUGUUCUCUUCUAACACAGCAGAGUGGUGAUCUUUGCUAAUGAAUGAGGCAGGUGGUCAGUAUAUUUGAUCAGAGAGGCAGAAGCAGAGGUGUUAGAAAUGUAGGGUUGGAGGUAAUGUGAGAGACUGGGGUUAGUAGCUGUUGCCUCAUCGGACAUGCCUCAUGAAAUGGAAACGUUUCCUUUCCACUCUUUGAUCGCUUCAGGGAACAGGAGGGGAGAGGGAAGACGCAGACACAGUUAUGGCUGCUUGUAAGAGCGGGACAAGGAGAACAGGAAGGAAGGAAGAGAGGAGAGAGAGGCAAGGAGUGCCAGGGAGAGGGGGACCAAAUAUUGGUCUGUCAGGGUAGCUGAAUCCAAACAAGGAGCUCAGUGUCACUACAGAUUAUGUGUAGGCUUUGUGAUGGGCGAAACGAAAUUAAAUACAUAUUUUCAGUCAGUGGGGCUUGUUGCAGAAAGUGCAGGUCUGUUGUAUGGGGGGGUUGUAGCAAUGAGCUCAGUGGUGCUCUUAUAGAGACCAGUAUGUGGGUGACAAUUUCCAGUUUUAUGUCUGCAAAGUUUUGGCAGCGAUUCUUACAUCCCUGGCAGUCGAAAUUCAUUUCAAACUGUGCGUACUGUAAAAUCAAAAAACACAAGUCGAGCCUUGUUCAGAUGCACUGUUGCUCCAGACAAACUAGAUGUAUGAAUAGCUAGCAAGCAAAACAUGUUAUCUAAUCAAAUUAUAUGAUUGUUUGUUUUGAGGUUUGUCUUUCAGUUCCUGGUAAGCAUCACUGGAUGCUUUUGCCUUACUGGAAACUGUUAUGCCCAUAAUAUACCCAUAGAUUUUGUCUGUGUCUGCUAUAAUUGUUAGCCCUAACAGAUCAAUGUGUGACUGCUCAUUUUAUAUCUGCUGCACUGUUAGUUUUAUGUGUCUAUCGAUGUGACUGCUGGUCUGUGUUUGCUAUAACUGUAGUUUCCAAGUCUGUUUUACAGUUUUGUAUCAUAUACCUCAUUUCCAGAAGGCUAACCUGAGUGAAGGCCUGCAAAUUAGCCAUACCAAGACGUCCUUACAUUGGUUGUUAUUUAAUUACAUGCAACAAUGCCUGUCAAACUAAUAAGUAAAUAAUAAUCUAUACUCUUUUAAUAAAUGAUUCUAGCUUGGUUUGCAUCCAUCUUUAAUCUCUUGGGUGUCAGUCUCUUUUUACUGUUAUCAGACAUAAUUUAAUUGGUAACAUCAUUUAAGAAUAAUUGGCAGUUAAAAAUAUGUCAUCAUGCUAAUCCUUAGUAUUUAAUUGUGCAUUGGCAGUGGGAAAUAUUCACUGAUCUCAAGGGACAGGUCUCUCACUAUGUAACACAUUUCUUACGUCAGUCUUUAUUGAUUGGACCAGGUCCCAGUGAAGCAAGCCUGGCAGGGGACUAAGAUUAGAGGGAACCAGGCCUGUUGGCUUGUUGGACUGUUGGUUGUUUUAUGCAUUGUCUUGUUGGCUGAAGAGGUGUUUGGCUGCUGUUUGGUUUAUUCAUCCCACACAAACCCAGCAGAAGCGAGGUAAACGUGAUUGUUAUUGUGAUGAAGGGCUCUGUUGUCUUAUUGACUCACAACUUUGAGCUUUAGUCAUGUUAACGGUUUUAUCAAGUAGUGGGAUUGGAACAAAAACCAGAAGCAAUAAGUGAUUUUUUUUGUAAUCUGUCAGUACAAAACAGAAUUUGAUAUUACUGGUCCACAAUAAUUUAGUGUGUCCCCCAUAUAUUACAGAUAUUUAGCUUUUUUUGUUCAGCAAAUAAAAUUAAUUAGCCCAUCAUGUUUAGAUAGCACUUGUGUUUUCAACUCUAAUACUUUUUGGAAGUGCAUCUUUGUUUGUCGUCACUAAAAUGCACAAUUUCUAACCAUUAAAUACAUCGAAGACAGUCUGAGCCACCAGCCACCUCCCUAAUUUUUGUGAUACCUGGAUACUUUUAAGUUCUACAAGCAUACAGUUUCUGUUUUUUUAUUUUUACUUUAGGUAAUAGCAAAAAGGUAUGAAGUUUUAAAAAAAAAAGACAGAUCUACAGUUUUUAAUCUGAAGCUGUUGCUAGGGAAAAAAAGAGGUAGCAGUGGUAGUCAAACAACGUAGAAACAAAGUAAAGAGAGAGCACCAGCAGAGAACACAAGGCGGUCAAAUAAAUAAAGAAUUACAGUGUUAUUUUUUGAUUGUUUUAAAGUGGUUUGGCUCUAAAAACAACUUUUUAAAAUAACCACACCUCUGCACAAGCAUGGACAAAAAGUACAGGGCCAUGUUUGUUUGGUGCCAAAGUGUUUUUGUGUGUGUCUCUGCUCUGCUUUCCAUGUUAGCCACCAUGCUCACAACUUUUCUCAUUCACAGAUUAGCAGAUAGAAACCAACAUUUAGUUAGGUUGCUUUUUGUACACACUUUAAGCAGAGGUUUUGUGGUUUGUUGUCAUGUUCAAAGUUGGUUUGCAGAGCUCUCGCUGUCUUGUGGUUGCUCAGUGUCUAGAAAGCAGCCACUGUAUAAAAAGUUAUAGUGUGCUCAUCUCUGCUCCUGUAUGAGCUAAAUGUUUGAAACAAGACCUGCUUGCUGUAUGCGCUUAUUUCCGUUUUUUUUUUAACCACAAUUUAAGGUGACAAUAAUCCUGAUUCCUGACAAUAAAACCAUUUAACUAAUCAUUCUAGCCCAAAAAUGAUUGCAUACGAUGUUUUGUCCACACUGUUAAAGCCUCGGUAAACACUGACAGUUUCCAUACAAGGCUAUCUUCAACUUGAACAUGCCUGUUUUACAUGGAUCAUAGCACAAGCUGUAUGUUAUACUUGGGAAAUCCUUGUGUACACAUGGUAAGCCUCAUGUUUACUCUUAGAGAUUCAUGUGAACCGUAAAUCCCUGUUCUUGGAUACAACCCCGCACUUUGUGAUUUACUUUUGAAGCUGCUAUAAAGGCCAGUGGAAAUCCUUGUAUGCAGACAAACUGACAGUAAUUGCUUUCCAGCUCAUUAUUCCUCAGGGUUGCAGGUUUAGAUAGUGUAUUAGUUUGCAAGACAAGACCGCGUUUAUGAUGAGCACUCUUAAAAGCCUUUUUAUCGCCGUGCAAAUUAGCUGUCUGAACCUAAUACAUCGCUCAACAACACAAUUGGAAGCAUCAGACAUUUACUGUUUUCAUCUCCAGGUCUUCAAAGUUUUCAUGUUUCACUCUUGCAGCUUUUACGUGACUCACACCUUGCAGCAACUUUCUCUAGGUCUUCAGGUGGUGGACAUCCCAUGCUCACUCACUUUUUUGAGGAUGUAACUGCACUAAUGGUAGCUGGGGUCAUUUUGGUCCAGUGUGGGUGGUGUUUAUUGUUAGACUUGUUUGCUGACUGGAGCUAAAAAGUUGGGGACAUUUUAAUAAAUCUGACAAAAAGAGAGUUGGAGAACCACAGUGGUAGGAAAGUGGAUUGGGGUUGGAGGCACAGAACAUCAAAAUGUGAAAUGAAGACUAGAGUGACACUUUGAUGGGGUGCUUGUGCUGCCCACUGCCUUUGAUUGUCAUGUGGAGCCCACUCUCUGCUUUUGUCCCCUCUGAAGUGUACUGGGAAAAGCCAGGCAGGGCUUAUCCUGUAACACACUCCAUGCAUGCUUUCAGUUCUUCUCACCAAAGGUGACGUUAUGUUCCCAUGUGACAUCCAUGGGCUUCUGAUGACAAUUCCCCAUCGUGGUAGACAUCUGUUCUCAGUGGUACAGGAAGCUGGAUGCUUUGAAUCCCAUGAAUAAUUUUUCUGUCAUGUGGCAGCACACACAUCUCAGUGGGCACUGGCUGAGUGUGGACUUACAAGUGUAGAGAGUUGACUGGUUUAAGAUGAUGUCACAGUCAUGUUCGAAAUUAUUGUGUUUAUCCUGCAGUGUAGACAAAGAUCUCUUCAGAGGCCUUUUUAUUUGUAGUUUUAAACAGGUUUGGUGUAGUGUUACUCAUUUAAAAAAUCAUCCUGGAUCCACACAAGAAAAAAAAGAACAGUACUGGACCCAUAUAGGCCAGUUCAGCCCUCUGUACUGUGUAGAUGCUGCCAGGGACACAUCUGCCUUGUAUCAACAGCCCUCUAUUGAUGUCACUAUCUGUUAGCUUUUCUUACCCGGCUGACAUUUUUACUCCUUCCAGGCCCUCCCCAGUGGCACUGCUCCUGCAAAGCUGUGCUUUGUGGGCGUAAUGGCCAAUCACCUCCCAGGCCUGCAGGCUGCUGGUGUGAAUGAGCACUGGUUUAUUUUGGACAAAGCUAUGUGACAGAUUGCAUCAUGGGUUCUUAAUUUGACCCACGCAAUUUGGGGUUGAGGGCACUGCUGAUUGCAACACGUGCAGAUGCCCUCACCAUAUAGGCAUGGCAACAGCAUGCAUUGAAUACAUGUCAAUUAAUGUUUGUACACAAACAAGUGUUUAUAAUGUCAAAUAUCAGAUUUUCUGGACUUGGUAUUUUAAGAAGAUUACAAUUAAGUCCACACUCAUGGAGCAGACAUAGUUUAAAGCUAGCAUUGUGUGCUGUGCUUGUAAACAUAAGUUCAUGUGAUUUCCUGCAGGACUGGAAAUGAGAACAACAGCCAAACUCACUUGUAAACUUUCUUUAUCAGUGAUCACAUUUUUCUAUAAGAAGUCCGGUUUUAUAUCAGACAGUGCUUUAAUCCAUCUCAAAAUAUCUUUUUGAUGGUGUUGAAUAGGGCCCCACCAAUAUGGAUUUUUUGGGGCCGAUACUUAUUAUUAGGGGGGAAACAAAUCCGAUUUCCGAUUAAUCGGCCGAUUUUUAAAAAAUUUUAUUAGGUUAUAAAAAUAUAUAUAUAUACUGUAGAUCUACAGUCUACUUUAUACUGUAGAUAUACUGUAGGCUACCGCUCUUCACGCUGACAAGAAGACCGACUGAUCAAACUCGGACCAGAGAAGCGUUUUCAACUAGCUUGCCUCACCGACAACUCGGCGUGACCGAGACCAGCACAGCGGGGAACAUCCUGAAGUGGGUUGAACUGAAACUUGACUUAUUGUGUAUUUCACAAACUGGUUUAUUUACUGUUGAGGUGGACCACUCUCCUCUGUGCGUCCCUGUUUCAGAUCCAUCACUCUGCUGUGCUGUGUGGUAGUUAGUGGAUGAAGAUUGUCAUUAGGUCACUGCGCCAUCUACAGGAUGAGUUGGGAACUUUUCAAAUGGCGGAACAUUUUCAAAGUGAAACUGAAUCUUAUUCUCCGCAUUUUUUUUCUGAAAAUAUCUGCGAAAAUCAGCAAGUUUUGACCAAUUACAGAUUAGUCUCAAACAAGCUAAAAUUGGCCGAUUUAAUCGGCUCGCCACUAAAUCCGUCAGGCCCUAGUGUUGAACGUUUGAAUCCUUUAGAUUUACUCUAAUACAGAUGGUUGGAGCUGUAAAUAAUUACACUACACUGCAAUCAAAUUUUAAAAAAGCAUAGAUGUAAAUUUUCUGUCCUGAGUGGAUCGAAGCUGAACAUGUUUCAAAUCUGGAACCCAAAAUAGUAUCCAGUGCUUCUACGUCCCUCACAGCCACAAGAAAAAGUCCAGCUUUUGUCAUCCGUGGAGUGCUGUAACUCCAGUUACUAACCAUAAAUUAAUUUCUGUCUGCUCUUCUCCCCGCACUGCAGCGGAAUUAUUACCGCUCCUCAUCAAGGAGCUGUCAGAGAGCAACAUGGCUCAUUAUCAUGCAAAUCCACAGGCUACUGAGACUCAUACAAACACACGCACAUGCACACAGGCUAACGAGUGCACACACGCAGACACAAUCGCAUCUGUCAUCUUUGGUUUUAGGUGGGGCUCUUUACAGGAGACUGAUCAUGGUAAUAUCAGUGUGGGAAUCUGAAUGUCAUUGGAGACAUAUUCAUAGUUGUAAAGCAGUAAUGACAAAGGCCGAGCAGGGAAUGGAUGGAGAGUGCGUGCUUUCCAUCCGAAUGAAACUUCAGUGAAGUCGAACAGGAAAAGCGACUGGUACAAAGAAAGCCCCUGAUAUUGUCAAUGAAUCAUGUAUCCUUGUGAAAAUGUGGCUCACAACAUCAUCCUUUGUUUCCACUCUCUUUUUACUUACCAGCAGUGGCUUUCAGCGAUUGGUUCAGGCACAUGAAAGGAUCUUCCAAUUGGGGAUUGUGUUGCAUCAAAGUGUUUGGCAGCAGCACAGCAGAUUUGUAGUUGUUGACAGGAAGGAUUUUGAUCUGAGUGUAUGGUCUGUAUGAGAAACUGUAUAUACUGGGUAUUUAUAAAGUGUGUGCCAUUGAGUGUUUAGAACUCAGUCCAGACUUUUAGUGAUACAUUUACGUUCAGGGGAUCCACAGUCUUCAGUUUAACCUUACCUGCUCUGCAAUCACAUGUCAAAGGAACUACAAGAUGCAGUCAGAGGAAUAAGGCCUGUUUUCAUCAGUAAUAUAGAGGCAGCACUAGCUCAGUGUGUACAUAUUGAGUGUUGAUUGAGAGGGCUGGUGGUUGUAUUGAUUAAGGUGGUUUGAUUGUUUUUUCAAUAUUUUUAUUAUUAUCAUGAUUUUGGCCUGAAGCAAUAUGGUGUCAAAUGCUGUAUUCAGGACCAGCAGGGUCCUCUCCCGGCACAUCUAGUUCUGUUUUUGGCCACCACGCUGCUGUAAUUGGAGACCCUGGCUGCCUUACAUGUUAAAGCACUCAAGGGCAGGAGUCAGGGGACCACUAAUAGCAUGGUUGGUAAUUGGACAAAACCAGAUUUUGUUAAAGGAGGUUCAAGAUUUUAGUUUGUGUGUGUGUAGAAUGUGUGUGUUUGUGUUUAUGUGUGUUGACUUCCACUUUAGAGAGUCAAACUGAGCAGAGUUUUUCAAUUCUUCUAGUGCUUGUUUAGUGUAAAGGUGAGAGUUUUGGCUGAACAGGGGUCAAAUGUUUGAGCUAUGUAAGGGAGAGUCCCUUUUGAAUGUAGAUUGUUACAGUUGUAACAGGACUUGUUUCUACCACCAUUAUCAAAAAAAAUUACAAAGAAACAUCACCUAGAUUUGUUCAUUUGGCACUUUUAAUGGUCGUUAGAAAAUCAAUUUACUUCAAAUGAUGGUUUUAGUUGGAAAAACACUUCUGUUCAUUAUUUGUUAAAUCAAAUGUUCCCCACCAGUUAGCAUAGUUAUUUUAGCAAUGCUACAACUCGUAUUCUUCACUUUCUGUUUAAUGACAGUUUAUUAUUUUCUCAGUCAGUCAUUUACUGAGUAUGAAAAUAAUGCCACUCUCUUUUAUUGAUGAUGGUUCAAGUUAAAGCUCGGGACAGAGGACUGACUGUGAUACAGGGUUCUUAGAUCACUGUUUCAAGGCUUUAAUUUGAUCAAAUAUUCAUAAUAUGCACUUUUGCUGUUAUGUGCCCUGACAGCUUUGUUUCUUUGUGUCUUUGUUUUUCCAUCGCAAUAAUAUCAGGUUAAUUAUUUUCUCUCAGCUUACCCCCUUUUUUUAAUGAAUACAACUCGCUUGCAGGUGUUGUUAUCAAACUUUUAUGGAAGGACCAUAAAAGUGAAUUUAAUUUUCAAUGUGAUCUCAUUAGUUGAUGAUAAGCUCUCAUAACACUUCAGUUACACAUUGUUGUGAAAGGUUGUGAAAUGAAACUAUUAGCUCUCACUUAGACAAAUGCUGUUAGCAUGUACUCUGCCAAGUCAAACCUGUCAGUGUAUGUUACUUUUCUUCUUCAUUAUACUUCCAUUUACCACUUACUUUCUUCAAUCGAUUAUGUUUUUAAGAUUUUUAAUGAGCUGUUUAUUUAAGUUGUGAGAUAAUGUUACAAACCAAAGGUCCUUUUUUAUUUUACUCCCACGCUUAAACCCAGAGCGAUUGAUGGAUUUUGAAUGCAAGUGAUUGACCUGUGAUUGAACCUUUAGUUUAAUUUGCACAGGGAAGUAAGUAACUUUAGUAGGGCCCGACCGAUAUGGAUUUUUUGGGGCCGAGGCCGAUACCAGUGCACAUUUCCGGUGCGGUCUCAUCUGGAGACUGCCUCAGUAAGAGAAGUAGCUUGAUCACAUAAUGUGUACUGUUGUUUAUUCUACCGUUACUGGUACGGCUAACAGUGUAGUAAGGCUAAUAGCAGAUGGCUAACUCUAACUUUAGCUCGCAUAUUACAUGGUGCUUCACCGUUAACUCGGCGUGACUGAGACCAGCACAGCGGGAAAUAUCGUAAAGUAGGUUGAACUGAAAUUUGUUGACUUAUUGUCUAUUUCACAAACUGGUUAAUUUACCGUUGAGGUGGACCACUCUCCUCUGUGUGUCCCUGAGCUGCCUGCUUCAGAUCUGUCACUUUGCUGUGCUGUGAGGUAGUUAGUGGAUGAAGAUUGUCAUGAGGUCGCUGCGCCAUCUACAGGAUAAGUUGGAGAACUUUUCAAAUGGUGGAACAUUUUUGAAGUGAAACCGAAUCUUAUUCUCCGCAUUUUAUUUCUGAAAAUAUCGGCAACAAUCUGCGAGUUUUGGCCGAUUACCGAUUAGUCUCAAACGGGCUAAAAUUGGCCGAUUUAAUUGGCUUGCCGAUAAAUCAGUCGGGCCCUAAACUUUAGUGGUAAAAUAUAUGACCACUGGCUUUAUUCUCUGUUGUCAAAGACCCCACAGAGGAGAAAGUGGAGAGUGAUGUUUUCCUGAUGCUAUUUAACAGCUAAGCCAUUGUUGUAAGCCCACAUACAAGACCCUCAAAUAACUGCAUCUAAAUACAUUUGUAAUCAUGAACUCACAUGUUUUAAUAGACAGGGUGGAUCUGACAUUGUCACACUACUGAUACACUAAUUUUACGUGUCAUAUGUGACACAAUAAAUCGAUAAUUACCAUCCUACCAGCCGGCUAGCCCACUGGCUUAUGUGCUAACUUGUUUUGUUUUGUACUCCUUGGAGGGAGGUCUGGGUUCUUCACAAGGUUUGAAGUUGUCCCCCCUUUGCUCUGUGCUGUUGCUGUAUGGAUUUUGACAAGUCACUUAGUUCCCUUUUAGAGUUGGCUCUGUCAGCAAAGUUAUCACACAGAGGACUCCGCCAGUGGGGGUGAUAAAACCAGCACAAGGUGUAAAGUUAUUCUUUCGGAAAAUGACUCACUAUUGUCUAGGCGAUCGGCAUGUUGGGGCGGAGGCAUUGCUUUUCUCUUGAUGGAAGUUGUGACUCAUGCUGUACAGGUGAGAAUGACUGAUAGGUGCUCAUCUCCCUGGGCACUGACACUCUGAUAUGCCCUCUUUGCUGAUACUGCCACCUUGUGGAGAUGCAGGUCAUAAUAUCUCACCUUCUCAGUCUGGAAAAAUGCUGCUGGUCUCAGUCACUUAACAUCAGAGCCACACUGUUCCCUUCGACCUACAUUAAGAUCCAAAUGUCAGUAAAUUCUAUUACCGUUCUGUUUAGAGUAAAAGUAGCCAAAUUUAGAUUCUGUGUAUGGCUCAAUUGAUUGACAGGCAGCACACUGUACCUACUAGCAAGGAAGCUAAAUGCCAGCUUCUACUCUACUUCUUUGAGGUCAUCUGAAAGUUGAUUGGAUCAGCAUUUCUGAUUUAGUAACCACUGUGUAGAUGCUUCAAAACUCUGCUUCAGAAACCAAAGAGGGCCAUUACUGAGAUGACAGACAAGUUUGACACAUUGUCUGAUUUGUACUGAUCACAACCUAACAAAGCUGUGAUUAGUGCAAGGUAUUCUGCUUUGUGGUUUCUUUUACUGGAGCUUGAAAGAUUUGGUGUCCUUUCUCCGCACUGUUAAUAUCGUACAUCCCUCUGAGACGUACAGUCCCACAUCAUCUGUCUCUGUCUCUUGCCAUACCUGUUGAGAGGGAUGAUGCAGUAAACACAGCAACAUCAAGCAACAAGAUUAUUUUCAUGCACAGUAAGCUUGUAGAGAAGUCGAGUAAUAUUAUUCCCCAGUCUAGGAAACAAUAACUGGAGAUGUAUGAGAAAUGGAAAUCAGGCAGACUGUGGUCGUGUUUAUAAAUGGGAAUAAAACCAAAAUAUAUAUCAUCUAAGGAAAACAUGAUCCUCAUGAAUAUUUGUGUUUGUCUUUCCCUCCUGUUUUCUAUCCUCUCCUCUCUUUACUCUCAUUAAAGGGUCUAGAUGAGGAGGCAUUAGUCGACCAUGGGAAAUCCAGCUUUACCACCCACACAAACUACGAGGGAGACGAUUUGGAAAGUAAGUGUUAAACCUUUUAUUUUUGUAAAUAUUUCCUCAAUGAGCAAAUGGAGUGGAAACACUUGUAUCUUUUGUAUCUCUGUUUAAUAAUUGUUUUAUUUUUAAGCAAAGUCAAAGACACAAAGCUAGAUAAACUUCAAGCACCUUAACCUCAAGAAAAUCUAAGUAACUGAUAUGUCUUGAAAUAAGCUGCACCACAAAUAUAUGCAUCCCCAACAUAUAUCCCUGUGGUGUUAGCUACGUGUCCUUCUGUCCUCCCCCCCCCCCUCCCCCCUCCGACUCAAUGCUCAUCCCUAAUGUGGACCCAUCUCUCUUCAUAUCCCUCAUCCUCCAACAAUAUCUCACACCCCAUGAUCUCUCUACUUUCUGUCCAUCUAAGCUGUCAUUUAUUCAUCCUGUCCAUCCUCUCUCAUCUCAUCUAUUUCCUUUCUCUUCCUCUCACUCAGUCUCAGUUUGUCUCCAUCUGUUCGACUCAUGCGAAUGUCGCUUCUGCCUUCCUCUGAGUGCUGCGUCUCAGUUUCACUCCUGGGUUCCCUCUCAAAUCAAAGAGCGAUGACUCAUCUGUGGAAAAUGACUAUUGGUAGAGAAUGUAGGGCGAAAGUGGGGCGUUUACAUCUCAGAAGAACGGUUCCUGUGUGGCAGUCACAAUAAUGAGGGGAAGUAGAUUAAACAUUGAGGAGGAAUAGAGGGGUGAAAAGUUAAAUGUUUUACUCUGGUUUUCUUCAAGUAGGUUAUCUAGAGCACCCAUACAAAAUGGAGAGAGGCUCUUCAGUCUCAGAUGUUAUCCGAGUUCAAUUUGUAGAUGAGUGGGACUGUGAUACCUUCAUCACUACAUAGAGAAAUAACAUUCCUUCCUCCUAGUUUUCUUCCUCUCUUCAAUUUGAAUGUUUUUGUGUGAAAGAGGGUGUUCAGGAAAAGUGUCUAAUGUGGAACUGCACUCUUUGUUUUCUCCAGGCCACAGAGCCGUCUAUGUAGGAGUCCAUGUUCCUCUUGGACGGGAGAGCAAACGAAGGCAUCGUCACCGGGGACACAAACACCACCGAAAGAAGAGAGAAAAAGACAGCGAGGAGGGGAAGGAUGAUGGAAGAGAAUCUCCUUCUUAUGGUUGUAAAACAUUUCUCAAAUGCCUCUAUUUACUGCUAAUCCAACCAUUUUAUUCUCUUUCCUCUCUUACUCCCCUUCCAUACUGAUAUUCCAUCUCACAGUUUAUGUCUACCUUUAAUAGCCUUCCACUGCUUUUAUUCAUCCGCAGCACUCACCAUGGACAAUAAACAGACACCCUUUGCAAUCCACUUAAGACAGAUCUGGCUCAAACUUGCCCUACUGUUCAGUUUCUUUUAUUGGUGGAGGUUUAACAGUAUUUUAGACAGGUUUUUUUUCAUCAUAAAAUCUAAUAGGUAUUGAUCAUCACUUUUUAACAUGUUGGCAAAACAGUGACUGGGAAGUGAAGUGAGACAAGUCUCCUUUAGACUUGUAAUCACACCUCAUAUAAUGAGGCACAAACUGCCAGGUCUAGGCAUACUGCUCAAGCCCUUUGAAUGUUUCAGAUCUGAACAGUUCUGAAUAAAACAUUCAGCUCUUGAAGGCAUUAAAGGCCACCGACUACCUGCCUCUGACACUGAUUGAAGGCUAUGACAUUUCACUCAAUGGUUGUGUGUAUGUGUGUGCAUUUGUGUGCGACUUUGCUGAAUCAUCCUGGGCCACAAGACCCACAAACAGUGCUGGAAGAGCUAUGAGGGUUUAGAUAACACAAUCAAGGUUGAAGCAUCUUAGUUUAUAAGUCACAUAUUCUUAAGCAGCACUUUGCUUAUCUACACAGUUGGACUUAAAUGCCAUAACAGGGCAUUUAAUAACAUAUCCUAGUGAGAAACACCUACACUUUCCUUUCAAGCUGCAGCGCUGGGUGUGAAAAAAGAGUGCUGUGAACUGUACUCAAAUGUUACUCUUUUGCAUGUGAGUUGAUGUUCAGUAGAAGGAUGGUACAUUAAGAUAGAUAUGCAUGUAAAUCAUCCUGCUUAGGUUUUUAAAAUGAUGAAGGUGUGCAGGCUUCUACCUGUCGGACAUAUGAGCUCUUAAAGAAGAAAAGUAUGUCUAUUAGGGUUACAUGCUAAUAUAAGUCAAAUUAUCGAUAGUACAGCUGAUUUUCUAGUUUCCAACCCCUAAUUUAACUUAAAGGGAUAUUCCGGCGCUGAAUUAAUUUAGGGUCAAACACACCGUAACACCAAGUUAGACACCCCCUCGAGAGAUGAAUGUUGCCGACCACUUGCUUCUCUAGUUAUACCAACUUUCGUAACAAAUGAACGAUAGCAAUAUACAGCAGUCUGAGGAGCCAUAAGCAAACCUCAACUAAAACGUCACUCUAUAGCUACAAAUAAUGCUCAGAACACCACCUGGCUUCAUCAACAGUACAUAUACAGUCCCAGCCACAGCAUAAGCCACCAAACAUCUUUUUAACUUUGCCUGAUUUCUUUAGCAAAGAGACUAGACACAACUCACCUACACUCUUCCAGCAGUCGCUUGUUUGUAGCGAGACCUCGGGCCAGUCCAUUAUGGACUGCUGCGGGGUUACGCAGCUCAAGGAAGAACAUUUAUGGAAAUGCAAUCAGACCAAGACGCUUAGGCAGAAGAACUACCGCAUCUGCAGUGCAAAAUUAUUAAUGUUACUUCAAGGAAAUGAUAAAGUAAUGAUCAUAAAUGCACUGUCUUACUGUAAAUAGAAUUACAUCAGGGCCAGUUGUACUCAUUUUUAUGUUUUAUUUAAUUAAAACUUAUCUUGUUUUUGUAGUCUAUUUUGUUUUGAAGCUCUUCUCUCUAUCAAAAUAAUUAUUCUCCUAUUUGUGUAUCGAAAAAUCUAUCUUCAGGGUUCGGAAAAUAGUUAUUAGUUAUAAUAUUGGUUACAGAGUAGAACAUACGCCAAGGUAUAGGUGUGAAGUACUUGACGACAGCCAGCAGAUCAGUACGAAGUGAGCUCAUACAGAUACACACCAGACCUCCACCCAGUGUGCCCAUGUGUGUUUGUUGAAAAUAAAACUCCCUUUUUAUGUCCAGUCAUUUCAUUUCUGCCCUCCUGUGGUGUUCAGUCUUGUAUUCUGUUUCUGAUCCCUCCCUGGUUUCAGAUGGUGUAAAAUCUGCACUGAUAUUCUAUAAGACUUCAAAAAUUGCUGGAAGGCACUGAAGAUUUUUAUUAUUCCCUCUUGCUCUUCUCUGCUCAAGAUUUGUCAUCAUCAAGCAUUCAGAUGUAUUUCUUGUGUAGCCGAAUGAGAAGCAGUUUUUUUUUUUUUUGAAAAGGGUGCAAUAAAAAUUAUUACAAUAUAUCUCUCAGGCUUCAGAAGCCAUUAGUGAAGUCCUGCCAGACAGCCAGACGCACACUUUCUCAAACAGAUUUCAGAGUAUUAUGUUUCAUCCCACAAAAGUCUUGUUUCAUUAUGCACAGAUUUAAUACUGGCCUCUUUUUCAUUCAUCUGCAGAUAGCAUGUCGCACGUUGACCAGCUUUUUGUCCUCUUUAUCUCCACUUUCACUCGCACAUUACUGUGUUUCAUGGCCUGUUACUGCCCCCUAUAGAUCAUCAUUACUGUGACUCUAUUAGCUAGAUGGAUUGUUCCCCCAUUGAGUAUGUGUGACUCAUGAUUAGUAUUGAAAUACGGCUAAAAUGACCUUUGGCCUUUUCCCCCCUCUUUGUGCAGACACACCAUCCCAGCGGGUCCAGUUCAUCCUGGGUACAGAGGACGAUGACCUGGAGCAUGUCCCCCACGAUCUUUUCACUGAGCUGGAUGAGCUCUCCUUCAGAGACGGUGAUGCCACUGAAUGGAGGGAGACUGCCAGGUCAGAAAAGAACAUUUUUGUGACAUUUAGCUCUACGGCAAAAGUAAACCUACAGUCCUGAUUAGGUGCUUUUUAAAUUAAUUAGUCAUAUUUAACUGCGACUAGGCUUGCACCUGUAUAAAAGGUAGAGUAGACUCUUUUACUUCCUAGAAUAGGGUCAUUUGAACAUUAUGUUUAUGCAAAUGUGACUUUUUUGUUUCUGUUUUUUAAAUUCAAGUUCUUAGAAGGGAAUAAUUGUCUAAAUUAUUGUUAGUUUUUGUAGAAAUGUUCAUGCAGCCUCUAAAUCUGCGCUCUUUCACUUCUUCUUUUUCUUAAAACAGUCUCCCCUGCAGCUCUGAAUAGACGCAUGCUCUGCUUGUACUUAGCCUCAGGUCACAAAACUUCAACAAGGAAACUUUACUAAGAAGUUAGAGUUGGCGUGGAUAUCAGAGUUUAUGUUCAGUAAAAGAAUACAUUUUAAGGAAUAAUGCUUUUGUACACUUACUGAAACUGAUUCAUGAACAUUUCAAAGAAGUCUUGUUUAGAUUGAGAAACUUCUCCUUCAAGUGUAAUGCAUCUUUUUUUGUGUGUAUUGUGCUGUUUUUGUGCAGGUGGUUGAAGUUUGAAGAGGAUGUAGAAGAUGGUGGGGAAAGGUGGAGUAAACCCUACGUGGCGACAUUGUCACUACACAGCUUAUUUGAGCUGAGAAGCUGCAUACUCAAUGGCACAGUCAUGCUGGAUAUGAGGGCCAACAGUAUUGAGGAAAUUGCAGGUAACAUAGGAUGAUGUUUUGGUGUUUUCGGACUAUUUCUGCUGCAUUUUGAUGUAGCUCCGUGUUAAACAGCACUUGAAAAUUUGAGGAAACAAACACUCACAACCCCAAGUAUCUAAUUUUUAGUUAUCUCCCUUUCAUGCUUUCCCUUUGUACCGCCCAGACAUGGUGAUCGACAGUAUGGUGGCCUCAGGUCAGCUGAGGGAUGAUUUGCGCGACAAGGUGCGUGAAGCCAUGCUGAAGAAACACCACCACCAGAACGAGAGGAAGCUCAGCAAUCGUAUCCCUCUGGUGCGCUCCAUUGCUGACAUAGGCAAGAAACACUCUGACCCACUCUUGCUUGAAAGAAACGGUGAGAUCCCACGGUGCGCUCGAAUUUCUUUUUCCUCCAUAUUUUCCACCACCGGGGAGCUGUUCCUAAAAAAUCCACUGUUCAAAUCCCUCAAUGCCAGCGUAGAAGGUGGAUGGUAAAAGUGAGUAAAAAAAUCUAGAGAAUGAUCUACAUUGAAGCAGUCUUCCCCUUAGUGAAAGAGAAAUCUGGGUGCUAGUGACUGUGCUAACCUGUAUGGCUGGCCUGGCUUGGGGUUUGAAUUAAUGGUUGUUUUUACUCCAUAGGGUGACACUCAGGAAAUAUUGCUUUACCUGCAACUGGAGUCAGCACUGUUUGUUUUUUUUGACUGGGCAUGCCCGCAGUGGUGUUAAUGUAUGGUGUGCAUUUAUGAUCUUCAAAGUCCUCAGAAUGACAAAAAAAAGUCAAAAUCUCCACAUUUGAUGCUUGUGUUUCUGCCGAGCUUGCAUUUUCAUAUCAUUAAACCUCAAACACGGGUGCGAAAGGUCAAACGUAUAUGAAUUCCACAUUGAUGGGUGGUGAUGGUAAUAGUUUUAAUGUGACGACAGAUGAAUGUCCUGUGUCAAACAAGUAUGCGUGUGUAGGAUUUCUGACUGAUCUGUUGUUGUUGUUGUUGAGCACAUGUUUGCUUACAGCGCACUGACAUCGUGCUAACUCAUCCUCUCCUGCAUGCAGGCCUCUCUGAACUCUGAGCUCUGCUUUACCUCAGUCUUGUUGUGUGAUUGGUUUGGAGUUGAAUGAGAAGUUAUCUGGCCCUUGUGGACUCCUCCUACAUGCCUCACUGAAUCACUCUCAGUGUCUUCUGCACACAGCCAUGCUUUCGCUCACGUUUAUGCAAGCACGAUUCUCUAUAACUACACCUCCGCCACGCUCUUGCUGCCCACCCCUUCCGGCUGUGUACCCCUCCAGAUACCAUCUCUGUGAUGUACUCCUACUUCAUAUGAUUUUCCUCUCUGCUCCAUCCCUUAUUCCUUUCCCUCCUUUUCUCUCUCCCUUUUCUUCUCCUCUUUGUGCAUUUGUUUCCUCUGUUAGGAGAGGGCCUGUCCUCUUCACGUCUCUCUCUCCACAAGCCGGGGGCAGCCUCCUCUGUCUCCAACCUCUACCAGAGACAAGAGUCCAAGGUCUCCGUCCUGCUCAACCAUCUCCUGCCCUCUUCCUCCAACACUGGGCCCUCCUUUGGCUCAUCCACCCCCACCACCCCUCUAAGUACCCCCACUCCCUCCCGUUCCCUCGGCGCAGGCCCUGGCCCUCAAGGUAUCCCUGAGGUGGUGGUAUCUCCUCCCGAGGAUGACGACCCUCACAACUCUGCGGAGGACGAGGCAGUGUCACCACAGCUCGGCCGGAGAACAUCCUCGGCAUCCCACGGUUUCGAGCUGCUGCCCUUAGAAGGCAAAUAUCAGUGUAGCCUGCCAGUGUGAGUCACGGCUUGAACAGAGAACACUAGCACUAGCAUGAAAGCUCUGCUUCCUCUUAACUUCCAGCCCUCCCCACCUGCGGCCAUUUCAUUAAUUACUCACAGCAAGGCUCACAGGCUAAGAUGCUCCUUCUUCUGUUUUGAUUCACUAAAUUUUUCCAACCUCUCUUUCGCCGCCUCAUGAUCCCUCCUUUUUUUAAAACCUGUUCCGCUCACUGAUCCUUCUCUACUAACAUUUUCCUGCAUAUUAAACUCUCUACACCUCUCUCUGCCAUUAAACCAUUCUCAGUCUCUUCCUUACACAUUUUCAAGAAGUUCCUUAGCAUCUGUGCCUUGCUCGGCACCGUUUCACACCUUCAUUGUAGUUGCAUGGCUGCCUCCCUCGAUAUUUUGGUAUGUCUUCGCCCCAAAUGCAUCACAUUUAUAGUAAAGUUUUAUUUCCACUUACAAACCCAUCCCACAUGUCUUGAUUUAUGGAUUUAGGACCGGUUUGAAAGGGUGUCCCACUUGUGUUAAUUUUAAUUCUCGUCCUGGAUCACAGUCUGAGUCGCUGAGUCUUGAGUCUUGCCUAUGAGUGAGCCAAAACCUUUAUUUUAAGGGGCCUCACUCAGAGUGUGUUAAAGCUUGACAAAAAGAAGAAAAACUAUAUUACUUCUUAGUUGUCAUUAAACAUAUUUGCUACUCUUGUAUUAAAGUAUUGACAGAAUUAGAAAUUCACCCUCCUCGAUGUGAAUCAUGAUCACUAAUGUGCUCUUAGAGGAGUAAUAGAGUGCACCUGUAAAAUGUGGCCUAGAUUUUUUCUUUAGUUCUGCUGCACACGCACCACUUCAGUGUGGAUUUUAUUAGCUGGAAACUGCAAGGUGCUCAUUAAAUUUUGUGGCCCUCUGCUGUUCACUGUGUUCCUAGAAAUAGGUUUCUUCUGUGUGGCCCUUUUUAUGGGUGCAGCACAUUGAGAACAAAACUAAUGUUGAUGCAAAGAACUGAGAGUUCGGGGGUUUCUAACCCUGGAGUAUUGUGAAGUUUAAAAAUAGGCCUUGUUCUUAGAUGUAUUUAAUGUCUUAUUACAAGAUAGUUUCAUACCCUUUUAUCUCUGAGCGUUUUAUCCCCAUGUGACUCCCCUAUUUGAAGUAUAAACAGAUAUUAAUAUGUGGCAACUUGUGUUUUCCAUCCCAUCAUUUGGCACCCAUGCGCUUCCCUUCCCCCUCAACAAUUCCUAAGUAUAAACAUUCUUUUACCCGAUAGAGCGAGGUGGUGAGGGCAGCUUGUGCCAGUAACAUGGCUAAAUAUAAGCCAGAGACCAUGGAGGCUGUUUCGCACUGUAUGUACUGUCAUAUUGGCAACUACAGCAAUUUUUCCUUCCUCUCAAACCAACCCUAGUUGGCUUAUUAUUAGACUGGGUCUGCGUGUGAAUGUGUGAUUAUGUGUUUGUUUCACUGUGGGAAUCGCUCCGUUUCAAAGUACGGACCAUUAGUACCAGCAGUCACUUGGUGGGAGCUGAAUUGAAAAGGUUGGGAUGGUCUGAUUAUAGCCGAGAAGCUUUUGUAAUUGUACCCCAGAAAUUCUCAAGAGGCAAGCACUUUGACACCAGAGUGUGGGUCAUUACUCAGAAGGGGGCUUCGAGCCUUCAUUAUUACACUUAAAUAACAGCCAAGGUUGUAAUAUCUGCACUGGAGCGACAUUGAUUUUGAACAGCGAUUGGUCUAACAUUUUAUUGUACAGAGAAAUGAAGUUGAACGCUCAAAUUGCCUUUUGUUUGUCAGUCGGAUUAACUAUCAGGAUGCCAGUAAUGGAUGAGUUUAAGGGUUAAUCGAUGUUUAAACAUUUUCCUGCAGUUUUUAGACAUGUAUUCUGUAACCAUUGAGGCUGUUUGUUCACACGUGUUAACAUUUUCUCCAUCAAGUAUGAGGUCAUUGAAGAAACACCUGUACUCAGGGCAUGUAGAGAAUCUUGCUCUUGUUAAUCUCCACUCUUAAGACAAUCCAAGUUGUCAACAUCUUGUUGCCAUUUAACCUGAAAUGAGCUUGUUCUGGUAUUAAUUGAACGUGUACUAUUUAAACAAGAAGGAAAAAUGUUGCAUCAAUUAAUAUGAACCCUGCAUGUAAACAACUACAGGUAAUCUUUCUCAUAACAGCAUAAUUACCAGCACUAGACUAAACUCAGAAAACACCAAGAUUUCUGCAAAGCUGCUCCAAUCGCAUAAACUUGGAUCAUCCUCUUUCUACCAGAAAUAUCCCAGAGCCUAUAGCUCGACAUAAGAGUCAGAUUAUCUUUAAAUUCAGUUAUUUAUGUUUGUGUUUGCAUAUAAAUAAGUCAGCGCUGUGACGCCACUCUUUAAACGGAGGGUACGGGGGAGCAUUCCAGGGCUUAGCCUUCCUGAAUGAAGUGUGUUGGCGGGCGCAACCCAGGCUAAUCCCUCCCUUAUUCCAAGAGGCUUUGUCGGGUAUGUGAGCAAUCAUGCUCCUGUUCAGCAGUCACAACUACCCAGCAUACACUGGGGUUACUUCAGGGUACAGUUCAAGGGUCCACAUCACUGGCCAAACCUUUUGCAAGUCGAAAUGACAUACUUUUAUUUGAUAUGGGAUUUAAAAGAGGCUGGUUGUAUAUUUCUAAACUCUAUUUUUACUCUGGAGGUUGGCUUGAUUCUGUCCUGGUGGUGAAAACAGAAUGUGUCAAUGUGAAAAAUGAGAGGAGAAGGAAAACCUGGUAAAAGAAGUGUUACUCUGAAUUUCAGAGGAUAGUAUGCAAUAUGCUAUCCUUGGAUUCAAAAGCAUCACUCCCUCAUUUCAUCUCCCACUCUCAUGUCACCUCAAGUGCUAGCGUUUCCUGGAUCUGGUAUGGCUCAAAUCAAAUAAGCAAACGUUGAAGUGUGUAGCCAAUUAUGCACAGAAAUAAAGCAGAGAGCUGAAGUCUGGGGAAGGUGUACUGUCAGGCAUAUCAAACACAUCCUCUCACCUUAGACUUAAAGCUGACAAUGUUCAGGCUUAGUCGAACUGACUAAAAUGCCAAAAUAAUGAGCCCAACAGACGAGGAGCAAACCAGCAUUUGUCAGAUAGAUCCUGCUCCCUGUGGAGAGACAUCACAGUCUUCCUGCAGCUCUGUAGCAAAUCAACAAAUUUAGCAGGAAUUGGUAUGUUGGUGGGAACUUUUCACUCACAGCAAGUCAUGAGGAAAGAAAGUAGAUCUGUUAACAUUCAGCUACUUAGUGUUUUAGCAGUUUUAAGACAUGUCUGUUGUACAAUGUAGUCAUUGUAGUUCAAUGUCUCAAAGCUCCUGUCGAUAUUAAACAAGAGUGCUUUGGACUUGAAUCAAAAUUUCUUAACUGGUCCAGAGACCAGGUUUGUUUGCUAAUAGCUUGCCUCUGAUUGAAAAAAAAAAAACCCAGAAAUUUCUCAUAGCUGAUGCAGAAACUAACUUUCUUUUGUGUUCUUCAAAAUGAAAACCUGACUAGAGAGAGUUGACAGACAAAUGGUAUCUAAAUAUAACAAUUGGCAUGUCAUGGUGAACCACACAGCUUUCCUAGACCACUCUUUGCUUCCAGCGUACUUACAUGGUGUCCAUUACUGCUUUAUCUCCCCUACCCUUCCCCUCUUCAUGCUCCUCCCAGGACAAAUGGUGUCGCCGAACUCUGUCCCCAACAACCUGGACGGCAACAAGGCGGUGGAGAGGAGGCCGUCCAAAGUAGGGGUCAGUAGAGAAAGCAGCAGUGUCGACUUCAGCAAGGUAACCUAAGCACAGUACUGAGCACAGAACCUGUCCAUCAUUUUGGAGGGGGCUCAUGAGUUCAUCGGCGUCUUCCACAGACUCAGCUGUGAUCUGUGUGGAAAACUGCCUGUAUGACAAGCACCCAUCACAAACCCAUCAGGCCUUUAUUUCUGUUGGGCUCAGUAAAAGGCAUCUUCAGACAUUGAUCCACCUGGGAUGGCCAACGAUUGAUCAUCAAAGUCUUGUACAGUUAUGUAACUGUGUUUGGUUUGAAAAGAUUCCUCCCUCGCAUUGCCCCCAUUCAUCUGACCAUUUUAUGGCUCUUCAUCCAUAUAAAGAAAUGGCAGGCUGCCAUAAGUAGUUAGCAUUAUAAAACCAUUAUGGCUGCCAAAAAAAUAAGGUGCCGUGUUUAUGUGAGUCAGAGGAUCUGAAGGAGGGAUGAACGCACAGCCUUUCUAAACAAGGAUAAAGAAGUUGUCAUGCUCAGAUCUGUUUUUAGAAGAGAACAUAACAGAAAUCUAUUUGGGAAUACAAGAAAUGCCGCACAGCAAUGGACAAUCUCUGCUCAGUACUUUGUAGUUACAUAUGAAGCGUUCAACUCUCAAAGCAUCCAUGUGACCUGCUGCCAUCCCAUGCAUACAUUACACUCAUCCAUGUUUGCAAAUCUGUCUUUUGUACCCUUGUGAGUUGUUCUCUCGUCUUAUUCGUCUGUUUCAUUGAUUUUAUGGGUUUCGUUGGUUUAGGUGGACAUGAAUUUCAUGAAAAAGAUCCCUCCUGGGGCUGAAGCUUCCAAUGUUCUGGUGGGAGAAGUGGACUUCUUGGAGAAGCCCAUAACUGCCUUCGUAAGGCUGUCUCCUGCAGUCCUUAUCACAGGCCUCACAGAGGUGCCCGUGCCCACGAGGUACACUAAUAAGAAAUUGAAAAAUGUCAAGAUAAGCCUUCUAUUAAAAAUGUAGCAGUAAUUCAAACUGUGGCGAGUUAUCACAUAUUGGUAGCAAUUUCAAACGAACUGACAUAGUCAUUUGUAAAAGCCCUGUCAAGUUAUGACUAAUGGAGGGGGCAGGGGUUUAACUCUUUAAGUUCUGUGCCUACCAGCCGUAUCAAUGCUCAUAAACUAAACGCUGUCUGUCAGAAAAGAAUAACUUAGUUUGCUUAAAAACAAAAAGAAAAAUACAUUUUUGCAUUUUGAAAGUAAAUACAAUGAGUUGUGAUUAGUGUUGCGUCUAAUGUCUUUGUCUUGUUCUCAAAGGUUUCUUUUCCUGCUCCUUGGUCCUCACGGCAAAGGGCCACAGUACCAUGAGAUUGGGAGAUCCAUGGCGACACUAAUGACUGAUGAGGUAAAAAAAAAAUGGAGGAGAUAAGAAGAAAAAAAGCUUUAACUUUGAUUUUUUUCAUUGUUUUUUUUUUUGUUUGUUCUUUUGGUUGUGACCAAUCCAGUAUGAUAUCGCUGUUUUGAUAACUGCUGUUGAAUUUGAAUGUGUAGAUCUUUCACGAUGUGGCGUACAAGGCCAAAGAUCGAACAGAUCUGCUCUCGGGGAUAGAUGAGUUCCUCGAUCAAGUGACUGUCCUGCCUCCUGGAGAAUGGGACCCCACUAUCCGCAUUGAGCCUCCAAAGAAUGUCCCAUCUCAGGUUAGACAGUUGCUCUAAAUCCUCCAGGAAUUUGACCUCUUAUGAAUCUGGUGACGGAUACUGUAGCCCAGAGGUUUUUGUUGACUCGACUGAGACUCCCCUGCAUUAUCACAGAGAGGCUGCCCCCUUAUGGACUCAAAGCAUGACUGCAAAGGAAUUUCGAUGGAUGUAAAUGCAUUAUUUUUCAUUUCCUUUGACUCGCAGAUGAAGAGGAAAAGACCGUCCCAGCCUAACGGCACCGCGUCUCCAUCCGGGGAGCUGGAAAAGGAGGAGGACAAUCAUGCAGGACCUGAGCUGCAGAGGACUGGGAGGUGAGUUUGACCAAUCACAGGAUCAUCUGUGAUGUUUUUAUUAUGAUUAAUAAAACUUGUUUAUGCAGUUUUGUCAACCAAGAUAAGAUUGAAGAGCUGGAGGAGGAAAAUUCUGAGUUACUGGGCCUUUUUGUGGUUACAGCACAGAGGAUGUCUAAAAUUGGGUCAACAUGAAUGACAUCAUUGGAAAACAUUUUUACAGUGAAAUGUUUUCCCCUGUUAAGCAAUUACAUUUCAUGCCUGCAGGACUGCAAGAGAGAGUUUAGUGAUAGCCCUAUUUUUAUGUCUCCAUUUCAUCAAACUUGUCUGACGAAAAUGAAGAAAUGUGAAAUUCAUCAAAACCAACACCUCUGUGUGUUUAAGCAGACGUAUGUUUACAGCUCUCUGCGUACCUUACUCGCUGACAUUUAUGACAAACUCAUGCUGCGUCUCCAGAGCCAAGGCCACACAGCAAGGGAAAUGUGUUUAUUCAAAACCUCAGCCAGACACAAAAGCGCACACAUUCACCGCACGAAAUACACAUCAGUUGGGAGGCACUGUAUUAUUUACAGAUUGGCUCGUCUUUAAACUGCUACUAUAAAAGGCUCAUGCUACCUGGGAGCAACUGAGGGGCAGAGGAGUGCAGAAAGCUAAUGGGCAGGAAGCAAAUAGAAACAGGGGCUGUAUAGAAAAGACAUCAGGGCACCGGGAGGCUGGUGAUGGAGGUUAUUCUGGAGGUGUGUGGGAAAUAUAAUAAAGUAGAGACUCACAGCAAGAGCGGUUUGACAGGUGUCGGAAAAAAAGAUGAGGAAUUAUAAGGUGAGAAAUCGAAACCCUCAAAAGCAGAGCAGAGUGAGGAAGACUAAACUGUUUUUCUUUACAGUAUGUGAAUACAGACUGAUUAUGUUUUCUCCUGUAUAAGAGUAUUUUUUUUCCUCUAAACUUUUUAUCACAAUUUUGGAGUUUGAUAUGAAUAAUUCUACACAAAAGGAUGAAUUGCUUCACUAUAAUGGAUCCAACACUGAAAUAAAUGCACCCAGUUGAAAGUUCAGACAUUAAAAAAACUCUUCUCCCUCCCAGGAUAUUCGGAGGUCUGAUCAUGGACAUCAAGCGGAAGCUGCCGUUUUACUGGAGCGACAUCCGGGACUCCUUCAGUCUACAGUGUCUCGCCUCCAUCCUGUUUCUGUACUGCGCCUGUAUGUCCCCUGUCAUCACAUUUGGAGGUCUGCUCGGGGAGGCAACAAAGAGCAACAUAGUGAGUCCACUCAAGAGUUAGCACUUGUGCUUUUUAUGGAUGUUGUGGGAAUUAAAGCCCCUAACUGUGCUUUUCAGACUACUCUACUGAUCCAAAUGAGAUGUAUAAUUUAGGCAUCAGAUUUCAGAAUACAAACUGUCUUUAUAAGUUUUGUACUAAGUACUCUAAUCUUUCAAUAGGAGGUCUUUAUUUGUGGUCUAAAUGGGACAUGAUAUCCCAGCCUCCCACACACUUAUCAAGCUUUUCCAUAAAGUGUCUCCUUGUUCUUGUCACCUGCCUCUUUCUUUCUGGCUCAAUCUCUGCUGAUGUCUUUACCAGGACAGGGACUGUUGGCAUAGGGAUAAUCUGUGCGCUGGUGUGUGUGUGAUGGGUGUGAGUAAAUUCAGCAGGCGAGGGCAAAUCAUAGAUGUGACUUUGGAGAAGUCAGUAGGGUGAAAACUAUCAACCCAGUUUAUCUUGCCUCUGCUUUUGUCCUGGUCGGGCCUCCUCUUCACCUCACCUUUUCCUCCUACAGCCUUUCCCACUCUCUCCCCCUCUGCAUGGUUUCACCUCCUCAUACCGCCCUGUCUCACUCCCUUACUCCUUCCCUUUCAUCUGUGUCUACAGAGUGCCAUUGAGUCUCUGUUUGGGGCUUCACUGACAGGGGUGGCAUACUCCCUCUUCGCAGGCCAGCCUCUCACUAUUCUUGGCAGCACGGGUCCUGUUUUAGUGUUCGAAAAGAUCCUUUUCAAGUUCUGCAAGUAUGUUCAUGCAAGGUUUUCUUGAUUUGACAUUAAAAAUAUUAAAUAAAGCUGAUGAAAUCAUAUUAUACGCACUUUUUUCUGACAUUUAAAUGACAUUUUAAUAAAGUCCAGAUACCUAAUAGGCCCCAAUGUGCUUGAAAAAUAAUCUUUGUCUUCGUUUUUACUUCCCAGCGACUACGGCCUGUCCUACCUGUCGCUGCGGACCAGCAUCGGUCUGUGGACGGCCUUCCUGUGUUUAGUUCUGGUGGCCACCGAUGCCAGCUCCCUAGUCUGCUACAUCACCAGAUUUACAGAGGAGGCUUUCGCUGCGCUCAUCUGCAUAAUCUUCAUCUACGAGGCUCUGGAGAAGCUCUUUCACCUGGGGGAACACUUCCCUGUCAAUAUGCACAACAACUUGGACAACCUUACGCUGUACUCGUGAGUACUCGGAGCUCUUUUAAUGAAAUCACAACAAAGCAAGAGAACGAGCAGUGAUGGCUGUUCAUGCAUUUGUUUAGCAGCAGUUUAGCAUAAACGUCGUGUUUGGAGUGAGUGAUCGCUCAUAUGGGAAUAGAUAAGAAAGCGCUGUUGCUGUCACACAUGAAGACUUAUCUGCAUAUAGAUAAACCUUUUCAGAUAUCUUCAUUUUUUGCACAUUCAGUUUGAGUAGAUUAAAGCAUCAAAUAUGUCAAAGCAUUCAUUUGUGAGGAAUAUUCCUGUGUAAUCUGGGACAAACAUGCUCUCUUUUCUAUACAUCACCUCAGGCAAAGAUGUUAUUUUGGUGUGACAUAAAGACAUAAUAUGUCCUUAUCAUGCUCUGUAAAUAGCAUCCUGUUAAAACAUGCUGCUCGUGUCGCUGAAAACUGUUAUUGUAGAGCCGUCAGUGGUCCCAGUUUGCCCUCCCCUCAGCUGAAAAGAAAAUUAGGCCCUGCUGAAUUAAACAUUUAGAAACAACUGGUGCAAGAAUAAUAACUUCAGCUUGUGUUUUCAAUUAACUUCAGAAUGAACCCACCUUCUUUUCUUUUCUUUUCACAUACAGUCUGUAAUCAUGAUUCCUUCCCGUGUCCACAGGUGUCAUUGCUCUCCCCCUGUCAACGCCUCAGAAGGCCUCAUACAGGAGUGGAAUAAAACAGGACAUACCCCAGACUCAAUCCCAUGGAGCAGCCUCAAUGUUUCUGUAAGACCAGCACACACAGAUCUUUAGUUUCAAAUAUAUCACAUCCAUGCUUGGACUGCAUGUGUUUACAAAGCAAACAUCAGCUAAUCCUACACUGUUUACAUACUCAAAGUAAUCACAGAAAAUAUUGACACACAGGCUCCUCUUACUCCAUUUUUAUUUGCGAAAUAAUAUCAGAUCAGAUGUUCAAUUCCAAUGCUAACCAGAUACCUCUUUGCUUCUAGAUGUGUAAGAUGCUGAAAGGAGAGUUUGUGGGAGAGGCUUGCGGCCAUCACGGGCCUUACAUCCCAGAUGUUCUCUUCUGGUCCAUCAUCCUCUUCUUCACCACCUUCUUCCUCUCCUCUUUCCUCAAGCAGUUCAAGACAGAGAGAUAUUUUCCCACCAAGGUAAGAGGCUACAGGGCCUCAUUAAAGUCGUGUCUGAAAAGGCUGUUUUUUCUGUAUCACUGUGCGUGCAGCCGUGCUUCUCGGACUAUGCAAAUGUAUACAUUGUGCCGUUCAUUAGUAUGCAGGAGCGACCUCAUGUAUAGCAGAAUAAAUCUUCUCUCAUCCUCCCACACAGAGCCAGCUUGUCUGUUAUCACUUGCUGUUCUGUGUAGGCAGGUACUGGUAUUGUCUGUAUUAUUAUGGUAUUACUGUUGACUCAUGUAAUGAUGUCUGCUUUGUAUCUCAGUGGUGACCUCAAAUAAAAAGGCUGUGUGUGUGUAUGUGUUACUAUAGAACAAUGCUAGGCUGCAGUCGUCUUUAAUAAGUGGAUAAAUGUAAUGGUGCUGCUUUUGUGUGUUGGUUGUGUAGGUGCGAUCCACUAUCAGUGACUUUGCCGUCUUUAUCACCAUCAUGAUUAUGGUGCUGGUGGAUUAUCUGAUGGGGAUCCCCUCUCCGAAACUCAACGUCCCUGACCGCUUUGAGGUAGGCAUCUGUUCGACUGUAUCUGCCUUUUUAAAUAUGGAUGAAUGCUCAGAUGAGAUCACACAUCAAUAAAUCAUCUGCAAGGAACUAAUACAGCGAGCCAUGAUCUGAACGCAGCGUUUGGGAAAUAAAACAAGUAGCUGCCCUUCCUCUUACAAAAUCUUAAAUGAAUUUAUGCGCAACAUUUGUAAUGUCGUCCAAUUUUUGCCUUUUCACUGCAGCCGACUUCAAAGAAUCGCGGCUGGCUGAUGGACCCAUUAGGGAGCAAUCCCUGGUGGACGCUGCUGGUGGCAGCACUUCCCGCCCUGCUGUGCACCAUCCUCAUCUUUAUGGACCAGCAGAUCACUGCAGUCAUCAUCAACCGCAAAGAGCACAAGCUUAAGGUCAGAGCAGACCCGUGGAGAUUUUACUUUUCAGCGUGGAGCUACUUAUCAUUUUAAAAAUUCAAGGUAGAAGUGUCUGGAUGUCUUCUCUACUUUUUCCUCCACUUUCUCUGCUUGCUGUAAUAUCCAGCGGUGCAAACUGCAGGUGACAUGGAUCCAUAAAACCCAAAUCACUUUCAUUAAAAGCUCAUUUUUAGCUUCUUUUUUAUCCUUAGUAUCUUUGUCGAAACAGUCCUAUCUCUUCUUUUCUGUCAUCCCUACUUAUUGUUCAGCAACAUAAUCUUUUGCCUGUUUAUCUGCAGAGUUUAUAUCAGAUAAGCUCUUAAAUCUUUCCGCCUUUUUUUAAGAGUAUAUUUAUGCCUUUAGGCUCUGUCGUGAUGCUAUCUUAGAAAUAAACUCAACUGACCCUGAGACUUAAUGAAGCAAAUAUAAGAAACCCACUGUUAAGAAUUAAGUUUCCUUCACAAGACAUAAUCAUGGCUGUUCUCUAGACUCACUUGCUGUCUCUUACCUGCAGAAAGGCUGUGGCUAUCACCUGGACUUGCUGGUCGUGGCGAUCAUGCUGGGUUUGUGCUCCAUCAUGGGCCUCCCGUGGUUCGUGGCGGCGACCGUCCUCUCCAUCUCCCACGUUAACAGUCUGAAGCUAGAAUCCGGCUGCUCCGCUCCCGGUGAACAACCCAAGUUCCUGGGCAUACGGGAGCAGCGGGUCACUGGAUUCAUGAUCUUCGUCCUCAUGGGUUGUUCUGUUUUCAUGACCUCGGUGCUCAAGGUGAGAAACGAAACCCCGGCAGAAAUACAUCCUCAUGUUCUUUAAACCAACCGAAGUCAAUCUCGCUGCUAAUGACUCCCCAGAGGUUGUUGAUGAUAUUUUGCAAAUGUUUUCACAACUCGCGCUUCUUAAUUCGACCUGGAGCUGCAGCGCACACACUCCCUUUCCUCCCCUGUGUGUUGAAUAAUUCAUGCUGUUGUUACACUGUCACUCCGUUUCUGCACCUUACAGUUCAUUCCUAUGCCGGUCCUGUAUGGUGUCUUUCUCUACAUGGGUGUCUCUUCCCUCAAAGGCAUUCAAGUAAGCCUCUCUCUGCUGCUCUUUGAAGAUAAUAUACCCUUUUACUCUGAACAGAAACUGCAGUCAUGAACUGUUACUGGAGAUAAAUUUGCUUCUUCUACUUCCAAACCUUUGAUCGUAAUUCAGAACCCUUGGGGGGCUUUUGUUAAGUGUAUUCCCUCUCCUGAAUAAUGGAUUGAACCCUACCUCCCCCCUCUCUGUCACGCCUUGUCUCUCCAUCCUCACUGAGAUUUUAUUCUUUGCAGUUCUUCGAUAGGAUCAAGCUGUUUGGCAUGCCCGCCAAGCACCAGCCAGACCUGAUCUACUUGCGCUACGUGCCGCUCUGGAAGGUCCACAUCUUCACCCUGGUGCAGCUUACCUGUUUGGUGCUGCUCUGGGUCAUUAAGGCCUCUGCAGCAGCUGUCGUGUUUCCAAUGAUGGUAAUGAGAUAAACACGAGGGAGUGUCAUUUACUGUGACACUUACAAGAUAUGUUAAAGGGAAAUUCAACCACGAACAUUGGCGAUUUUUCCGCCUGAAAACAGAUUUUUUUAGCUGUUAUUAAAAAUAUUCAAAUAAUUUCACACUUUCAAACAAUUUUCAUAUCUUUUAAAGGUAAUAAAGGCAUAUAUUAUAAUAGUUUCCAUCUCUCCUGUUAAAUUAAUGAGAUAUUCUUUCUCUCUGUGUGCCUCCAGGUUCUGGCGUUAGUCUUCAUCCGAAAGCUGCUGGACUUUUUCUUCACGAAGAGAGAGCUGAGCUGGCUGGAUGAUUUGAUGCCGGAGAGCAAGAAGAAGAAAGAAGACGACAAGAAAAAGAAGGCGCGGGAAAAACUGGUGAGUCUUUUUUUUUCCCCCUCACCUUUUUUUGUGAGAAAAUACUACAUUUGCUUUCAUGAACAAAAGGUUGAAUUCACUUUUCUUUUAACAUUUUAAAUUGUUGUGCUGUCAUGACUUAAACCCUAUUACGUAAAAAAUAAAGACGGAUGAGUCAAACUUUGUUCAAAAAAAAGAUAUUUAGAUUUAACUAUUGCCUUAGUUUAACUAUUGAGGACAAAGUAGUCAAAGUCAGUGUCAGAUUCAUGCGCAAAGGUUUCAGGUCAGUGGAGGCUGUUAAAAACCACAGGGGAUGAGUCUGCCUGAAUAAACUGCUUUUAAUUUCAAGAGAUAUUUUCAUUCUAGAAAAUUAGCAGCAGUAAUGGCUAUGCAAGCUUUGCUACAGGAAAGAGAGGAAGUUAACUUUUUUGAUCAUAUUUUAGAGAAAUUAACAUCAGCAGUCCCCUCAUGAGACUCAUAAACGACAAUUGGACAAAAUGAAAAGUAAUAAAAGUCUAAUAAGACGCAGUCUGAGGAAAUAACUGCUAUGAGCUCAUUUAGAUGUUGUAUCCUUGUUGCACUGAGAGCUCUUUGGAGAUAAACACGUCUGACACUAUUUUUAAAACAGGAAGAGAGGACUAGGCUGCAGGAGGAAGAGAUGGGACUAAAGGUCGGCUACGAAAGCCCGAACCAGCUCGACAUCCCGGUGAAAACACUCUCAGGAAGGUGAGUUUAGCACUUUGCGAGGGACACUGUGGUACAAGGCGUCUUUAUACUGUAAAUGAUUAAUGAGCAGGUGUUUCCUGUUUUUAGUUCUUACAAUAAGUGAUUAAAAGCUGUAGUUUUAUGGUGUUUUCAUGAUGGUUUUAUAGACUAAAAGAGCUCCGAAUGGUUACCCUGACAGUGGCCGUCAGCUGUGUGUUAUUAUGUCCAUCUUGAACAGAUCAUACAGAAUAGGACUAGUGACCCACAACCUCCCAAUGGAAGAAGAGGUAGCAGGGCUGUGUGUCUGAUGCAGCACAUCUGACCCACAUGGCUGCGCUCUAACCUCACUGAUACUCGGACAGUCAGCGCAUGGCUCAGACUGUCCUCCCCCCCUCCCCUCUUCAGCUAUUUAAAACCAGAAACACCGGCUUUAAAACACACUGCUUUGUUUGCUGUUGGGUUUUAAUUUGAAAGGUCUGUGAUUCAGUGUUUAACUGACUAAUAAGACGCACAAUCUCAGCUCAUGCUAAAUAACUCUCGCAUCUACUGUCCAUACUUGUCGUACAUUCUCACAUGUGGUCUUAAAUCCGUUUGAAUCUCUGCAUGCUCGUGUCUGCUCGUGUUGAACUGUCCCGCACUCCCUCUGAUUUGACGUCUACUUGCUGUUUUCUCUUUGUGUCCCUUGUGUGUGUGUGUUUGUGUUUGUGCUACCUGCGUGUGCGUGUGUGUGUGUGUGUGAUUGCAUGUUUUUGUAGUUCUGAUUCUGACCCCUUGGUUGUAAAUAUCUCUGAUGAAAUGGCCAAAACCGCAGUGUGGAAAGCAGUGAACUCGAGUGCAGAGUCAUGUGCCCAACCCCAGAAACGUAGCGGAAGGUAGCUAUGCCGACUUCCUGGAGUCCAUCCUCCGAAUUAAUACAAUACAUUAAGUUGAAUUUUUACUUGUUGGAAUCUCUGAUCUUAAGGAUGGAAUAUUACAGUUCAAGUCUGGGUUGGUUUUUAAGUUUUACUUCAUGAAGAAACUUUGAAAAACGCGUUAGCACAGGCUGACAAAUCUGAAAUAGAGCUGUUGCAGUUCAGAGCUGCAUAUUUUAACACAGUGCUGUCAAGGUGCACACAGCUGGAGAAGUGUUUUUUUUCCUAUUGAGCGAAAUCACUCCUCCACCUGACAGAAUCUCACGUUUGCACUUCCCUUCCACCCUUUUGCCUCCCCGUAAAUAUGAGCGAACUCUCACCUUCCCCUCGUCUUCUUCCUCCCUGUGUAUCAGCCAGGAAAAGGUGGCCUGCGUUAGAGUCGACAUCAGCCCGGACACACCAGGAGGAGGCUCUGCUGCCGAGGCCUUCCUGUGA
Molecule: messenger RNA, 36020 nt
Organism: Xyrichtys novacula (pearly razorfish)
Lineage: Eukaryota; Metazoa; Chordata; Actinopteri; Labriformes; Labridae
Source: the annotation of a GenBank genome assembly